This is a messenger RNA of Sinocyclocheilus rhinocerous, 560 nucleotides long. RefSeq names its product phosphatidylserine synthase 1-like. NCBI's taxonomy places the organism in Eukaryota, Metazoa, Chordata, Actinopteri, Cypriniformes, Cyprinidae. Bases 220 to 534 code for a protein of 104 amino acids. The record is from RefSeq and is a predicted model, not a curated record. The transcript has 2 exons.
GUCAACACCCACGAACCCUGAACGACCCCGCCUGAAACAGAGCCCUGCAAAUGGGAGAAGCUCUUAUAACCUCCUGCCUUUACCCAGCCAAUGAAGUCGCCUGAAAUAGGGCGGUGAGAACAUCUCGACCCACUCAACUUCAGUAAAGUUCUGUAACUUCUGUCAAAGAAACUCGGCGCUGGUGGAGUGGAGUGUCUUCUGGACCCGUUGUCAGUGUGGAUGAGACCAACCAUGGCGCCCAGUCAGGGUUCCAGGAUGCUCAGUAAAGAUGAUGCGAAUGAUAAACUUCACUUUCGGAUGAUAAACGAGCAACAAGUGGAGGAUAUCACCAUUGAUUUCUUCUACAAACCGCAUACCAUUACGUUACUGACGUUCACCGUCGUCAGCAUAAUGUACUUUGCGUUUACGAGGGAUGAUGGUGAUUCUGAUAAUAACCUGCGUGUGGGUCUACUGCUGGUUGGCUCUUUCUUUCUUGUUAUCAGUGUUCUUGCCUUCCCCAACGGUACAGUCAUUGUUCAUUUGCUUCUCAGUUAGGGCUGGACAAUAAUUCAAUAUCAAUA